AUGUCUUCUAAACGGCUUGUGAGGAAACAAUCUUUAAUUUCAAAAGUUCAAUCGUUUCCAAUAGAUACAUUUUUAUAUUUCAAUGAGAUACGGUUAUCGAUAGAUUGGGAUGAACAUGCGCCAACUUUGGCGUUACCUUUGGGUGUCAUAUCAUGUAUCCUCUCCAUAGUUAUCCAGUCAAUAUUGUCAUAUUACAGUUCAAUCAACAGCCGCUCGAGAAAUAUUCUUUUUGACUCGAAUUAUUACCAAUACGAAAAUAUCAAAAGCUCGCUACGUUCAGGUAAACGAUUUGUUGAUGUUGAUGUUGAAGCUUCUAGAACCAACACUAUUAUAUGGAUCUUGAAUCUCGUACAAACCGCUAUAACUGUGCUUUCAAUAAUCAAUUUGUUACGGAUCUUUCUUGCAAAGAAAAACUAUCAGCUUUUAUACUCCAAAACUAAGCCCAAAUACAAGUCGGCGGUUCAUCCAGCUAGUCAGGACUCCUACUUUGUCAUGAUCUUAUAUUUUUUGUUUAAAUAUCUCUCAAAGGAUUCCGAGGAAGAGUCAGAAGAGCUGGAGAACCAAGAAAAUGGAACUACUACGGAAAUUGCCGAUGAGGAAUUUUGGGUGCUUCGUGUAUGGCAUCCGUCAAAAUUUGGCUUGUAUCUAUAUGUCGGAAUGAAUCCUAUCAACAACUACAUUAUUUACAACUUUACGCCAAAAUGUUCAAGUUUAAGCAUAAUCAUUCUUGUCACAUUGAUAUCGGCUUUGAAUUUCAAGUUGAUUAGCAACUUUCUAAAUUUAGUACAAGAUAAACAGAUUAUAUAUCAAGAAAUGUUUGCCGAAUUCAAUAACAAGUAUGUCAAGCCUAAAACGACUACAUUGAAAAAGGAUGCCAUGGUCGAUGCGACCAUGGGACCUUACAAGUCAUCCGUUUUGGUAAACAACGCACCAUACUCAUUCAUUAAACUGAAGGUUUUCACCACUCAUGAUGCAAGAGGGAAGCCAGUGACUGAAUAUGUUAAACCAUUUUCAGAUGAAAUUCCCAACAACAACAACAACAACAACAACAAUAACAAUCAUAAUAAUAACGUACCAAUGUUCAGUCGUUCUGGUAGUCGUUUUGCAAGCCGUGCGCCAAGUGUAGUACUGAGCAGCAGACGUCCAAGUGUUGUAUAUGAACGUCAAGGCCACCAUCAUCCUUCACCGUACGCUUUCCAACGUGAAAAUCAGUACUAUUCCUCAACCCCCUUCCAAGGCCCAAAUCUACAUUCAUAUGAUGAACAUAUGGCGAAUUCUGGGUUUCCCAAGUUUUCUAGGUCUCCUGAAGUAUCCAAUCCCUUCAUUUAUAAUCGAUCCCCAAGUCCAUCUCAUAGAUCGCACUAUGAUCCAAGACAAAAGAGCCCUCAAAGACUUUCUACUGUGCCACCACCAAACCUAGAUUACGUUCGAAGAGGUAGUAUUGAUCAAUUUGACCAGAAUAGUUAUCAUAAUAGCCCUCUACUAUAUAGAUCACCCUCGCCACGAGGUGGCGCUGGAGGUGGUGGAACCCCCGUAUAUUAUCCAAGCCCAUCACCAAAACGAUAUCCAGAUCUCAACCAACAAAACCAAGAGUGGCAAUAG
This is a messenger RNA of Lodderomyces oxycetoniae, 1602 nucleotides long. RefSeq lists its product as uncharacterized. Gene Ontology annotation, biological process: maintenance of rDNA; regulation of exit from mitosis. The record is from RefSeq and is a predicted model, not a curated record. The transcript has a single exon. NCBI's taxonomy places the organism in Eukaryota, Fungi, Ascomycota, Pichiomycetes, Serinales, Debaryomycetaceae. The coding region runs from base 1 to 1602 and encodes 533 amino acids.